GCCGCGCCACAGCCCGCCCGGAGCCGCAAAGUCGCGGCCGAGCCCCGGGCUGCAGCGGGCAGGGCGGGCCCGAUCCCGGUCCCGGGCGCCUGCUGCACGGCUGAGGCGGGCAUCGGGCCCAGUGCUGCCCCCCGCCGCCCAGAACCGGACGGCGGGCGGGCAGCCAGGGUUGCGAUUAGGAGACCGCGGGGUCACGGGGCGGAUGACCCUUCCCGGCCCCUCGGAGAAGUUUGCAGGGGGAGGGGGCGGCCGAGCCGGGCCCGGCGCUGCUCCGAGGACCGCGAGGCUCCGCAGCCCCCGCCCCGUCCCUCCCCCGGGGCUGCGGGGAGGCGGGUUUAAGGCGGGUCGCGUGGCCGCGGCAACUUUCCCAACACAGCCGAAGAGGCGCCUGGAGUGCCCGGCAGCGGCUCCGGCUCCAUCCCCGGCCCCGCCGCAGCUAGCGCUCGGCCGCCUCCUUCUCCGGCCGCUCCACGCUGGCUCCGCCGCAGCCCGGCCGCCGGCGGGAAGGCUCCGGCGCCCGAGAUAUCAUUUCUAAUCAAGCAGAGUUCUGAGUAAAGAUUGUUGGGAGCAGCAGAAACAUCAUUCAAAGAAGCUAUUAAAUGUUAGGUCAUCCACGUCAGCAUUGAUUCAACCUGGAUUUAAACCACAAAACAAGAAUGGUGGUGUGCAUACUCUUGUGGUGGAGUCUAAAAGUGCUUACCCUGUCUUUCCUACUGAAAACUACUCUGUCCUUAAAUCCAGAUGACCCCAACGUUUGCAGUCAUUGGGAAAGCUAUGCUGUAACAGUACAGGAAUCUUACGCUCAUCCUUUUGAUCAGAUCUACUAUACAAGAUGUACUGACAUACUGAACUGGUUCAAGUGCACUAGACACAGAAUAAGUUAUAAAACAGCAUAUCGAAGAGGCCUAAGAACAAUGUAUCGGCGGAGAUCUCAGUGCUGCCCUGGAUAUUAUGAAAGUGGAGACUACUGCAUACCUCUUUGCACAGAGGAGUGCGUGCACGGACGAUGUGUAUCUCCUGACACUUGUCACUGUGAGCCAGGCUGGGGAGGUGCUGACUGCUCCAGUGGUUGUGAUAGCGAUCACUGGGGACCCCAUUGCAGCAACCGCUGUCAGUGUCAGAACGAGGCUCUCUGCAAUCCCAUAACUGGCGCCUGUGUCUGUGCAGAUGGGUACAAAGGAUGGCGCUGCGAAGAGCUCUGUGACUCUGGGACUUAUGGAAAGGGCUGCCAGCUUAAAUGCCAAUGUCAAAACGGAGCUACCUGUGACCAUAAAACAGGAGAAUGUCAUUGUGCUCCCGGAUACACAGGGGUAUUCUGUGAGGAGCGUUGCCCUCCUGGCAGCCAUGGAGCUCAGUGUGAACUGCGCUGCCCGUGCCAGAACGGAGGGAUCUGUCACCAUAUCACUGGAGAGUGCUCCUGCCCCGCUGGAUGGAUGGGUUUUGUAUGUGCCCAGCCAUGCCCUUCUGGGACCUUUGGAAUUAAUUGCAGCCAGGACUGCCCGUGCCAUAAUGGGGGACUGUGCGAUCACGUGACAGGGAGAUGCCUGUGUACAGCUGGAUAUAUGGGAGACAGGUGUCAGGAGGAGUGUCCCGUCGGGAUGUAUGGCUUUCAGUGCACUCAAAAAUGCAACUGUCAAAAUGGGGCAAAGUGUUACCAUAUAAAUGGAGCAUGUAUGUGUGACCCUGGAUUUAGAGGGAUUCAUUGCCAGGAAAGGAUGUGUCCAGAAGGGCUUUAUGGCCUGAAAUGCAGCAAGAAAUGUCCUUGUCACAUAACCAACACUCUCAGCUGCCAUCCAUUGUCUGGCGAAUGUAGCUGCAAAGCUGGCUGGGCAGGACUGUACUGCAAUGAAACCUGUCCUCCUGGAUACUAUGGUGAAGACUGCCAGCUGACCUGCCUCUGCCAGAACGGUGCAGAUUGUGAUAGCAUUACAGGCAAAUGCACCUGUGCUCCAGGAUAUAUGGGAGAUGACUGCUCUAUUACUUGCCUGGCUGGAACCUACGGAGCCAACUGCUCUUCAGUUUGUAAUUGCAAAAACGAUGGUGCCUGUUCCCCCGUGGAUGGCUUGUGCAUUUGCAAAGAAGGAUGGCAGGGGGUCGACUGCUCCAUUCCAUGUUCAAGUGGAACUUGGGGUCUGAACUGUAACCAGACGUGUUCCUGUGCCAAUGGAGCAGCUUGCAACCCAGUGGAUGGCUUUUGUCUUUGUUCACCUGGAUGGCAGGGGGAAUACUGUGACCAGCCAUGCCCUGAUGGAACAUAUGGUCUUAAUUGCAGCGAGCGCUGUGACUGUAGCCAUGCAGAUGGGUGCGAUCCUGUCACUGGUUAUUGCUGCUGUCUUGCUGGCUGGACAGGCAUCCGCUGUGAUAACAUGUGCACCCAGGGCCGCUGGGGGCCAAACUGCUCCAUCUCUUGCAACUGUGAGAACGGAGGAUCCUGCUCACCAGAGGAUGGGACCUGUGACUGUGCUCCAGGAUACAGAGGACCAAUGUGCCAGAGAAUUUGUUCACCUGGCUUUUAUGGGCACCACUGCAGUCAAGCCUGCCCUCAGUGUGUGCACAGCAGCGGGCCAUGUCACCACGUGACGGGACAUUGUGAUUGCUUGCCUGGUUUUUUUGGUCCACUCUGCAACCAAGUGUGUCCCAGUGGAAAAUAUGGGAAGAACUGUGCUGAAAUCUGUCAGUGUACCAACAACGGGACUUGCAACCCUAUCGAUGGAUCUUGUCAGUGCUUUCCGGGCUGGAUAGGCAAAGACUGCUCUCAGACGUGUCCCGUUGGGUUUUGGGGUCCAGAUUGCUUUCACACAUGCAGCUGCCACAAUGGAGCAAUGUGCAGUCCUCAUGAUGGAGAAUGUAGAUGUACUCACGGUUGGACUGGACUCUACUGUACUCAGCGUUGUCCAGCAGCCUUUUAUGGAAAAAACUGUGCCAAUGUCUGCCAGUGCCAGAAUGGAGCGGAUUGUGACCACAUCACUGGGCAGUGCACUUGCAGAACUGGAUUUACUGGCAAACAGUGUGAGCAAAAGUGCCCACCUGGAACGUUUGGCUAUGGUUGCAAACAGCUGUGCGAAUGUAUGAACAAUGCGACGUGUGAUCACGUCACAGGAACCUGCUACUGCAGCCCAGGCUUCAAAGGGAUCAGGUGUGAUCAAGCGGCUCUUAUGAUGGAAGAAUUAAAUCCCUAUACUAAAAUUAGCCCUGCUCUUGGAUCAGAGAGGCAUUCAGUGGGAGCAAUCAUUGGAAUUAUUAUUCUCCUUCUAAUUAUUAUGGUCUUGCUGGCACUGUUUGUGUGGUAUCGACGGAAACAGAAGGAGAAGGGGCAUGAAAUGCCAAGUGUAUCUUACACUCCAGCCAUGAGGAUGACUAAUACAGAUUACUCACUUUCUGAUGUAUCUCAAGGUAGCGGCAGUGUACACUGUUUUUCCAAUCCAAGCUACCAUACUCUGUCAUGUGGUGUGACUUCACGCUUCUUUACCAAUAAUCUGGAUGGGAACAGCUCCAGUAAGCUCAGUAACAAAAUCCUUGACAGAGAAACUGCAGACUGGAGACGGUACAGCUUUCUGAAUGAACUAGAUUCUCAUUUGAAACUUGGCGCUCUUUUUGAGAGACACAGUCCAAUCCAAUUUUACAUCAAUAUUUAUUUCUUUUCCAUUAUAUAUCAUUUUUAUGCAGGUGCUUGUGGGAUGGAUAGACGUCAGAACACAUACAUAAUGGAAAAAAGCUUCAAAGACUAUAUGAAGGAAUCCGUGUGUAGUUCUAGCACGUGUUCCCUGAACAGCAGCGAAAACCCCUAUGCCACCAUUAAGGAUCCACCCAUCUUAACAUGCAAACACUCCGAGAGUAGUUAUGUCGAAAUGAAAUCACCCGUCCACCGGGAGUCUCCAUAUUCAGACAUGCCAACCUCAUCAACGGCUAAUAAAAAUAUAUAUGAAGUUGAGCCCACAGUCAGCGUGGUUCAAGACGCACGUGGCCGUACUGCUAGUUACAUCCAGAACCCGUACGACCUGCCACGUAACAGCCACAUUCCUAGUCACUACGACCUCCUUCCCGUAAGACACAGCCCUACACACGGGACACCUUGGGACAAGCAGUCCUAAAGAGAUAAGCGUCGCUGUCGCAACGUGCUGCAAACGUUGGCGCCGAGACAGACAAGACGACAAUCCUUUUUUGUUCCACGGUUGCUGACGGGACUUGAACUAGCAUUUCACAAGGAACCUAACCUGAGCAGAACAUCCGUUUGGGCCAACUACUGCUGCAUGAUAUUAUUUAAACAGACAUUUUUCUACGGAUCACAGACAACUGAAGAGCCUCCCUCCACCUAUGACUGGAAUCAUCAACCAAGGAAGCUGUUUACAUAGCCCAGUCAAAAACUCUACAUUCGCUGCAUUUUUAACUUGAUUUUGCUGUAAGAUAAAACAAAAUCAUGAGCUGUAAAGUACUUAAACCUUCAGCUGUACAUUUUGGCCACCUCCAUAGAGACCUUUACUGUUAGAAGCAAGAUGUCUAGAAAGAUGCUGGAAUAUAUAUUUUACAUAUUCUCCCUGGAAAAGGACACACUCUCAAAGAUGCUAGGAAAGAAUGUGGAUUAAAUCAGCUGGACUAGUUUUUGAACCUUGGUUAAUGCCAUCACCAUAGUCAUUCCACAUACGAGAUGCUUUUAUUCUGGGGAAUAACUUCUGUAAUAUAGUCCUGUUUGUACUGGCUGCGAAGAUAGCUUAGUAGAGAAUUAUUAUGUAUAGACAGCCUGUGGUUACUCUCAGUGCCUCAUGCACAUUUUUUUCUUUUAAGGAUGCGACAUCUUCACAGAUAUCCAGUGGUCUGUAACGAUGGAGUCCAUUUACAGUGAGUCUCGUGUCCAACGUAUGCAUUCUGGCACCGUACAAUCCUUUGAUGGGUCUUAGUUUCCCCUGUACGGCCACUAUUUUAUUAGAUAUGUUGGACCAGAUUAUAAAACAGGUGCAAAACGGCAUAUCUUUCCAUUGAUUUCACUGGAGCUACGCAGGUUCUCAGCAGCUGAGGAUCUAAGAUAUUGUCCACAUUUCAAAAAAAUCUGAGAUUUUUUUUUUGUCUACGCCCAUGACAGUAUAAAGCUACAAGGGGUUUGCUAAAUCAUCUUUACAAAACCAUUCCAUCAGGGCUAAAUUAAUUGCAUGCCAUUUAGACUACAGAACCGUAAACUUUUUAAUCUGCAUCAACAUGUAGGGCAACCUCCAGUGAUUCUAUCUGAAACGUCAUUACACUGAGCUGUAACUAGAUUUCCUUCUUAAACAGCUGUUUGUGGAAUAAUUAACACAUGGUUAGCCUGUGGUAUGGCUUUGGAAGAAGCCUCCCUGACCAUCUUUUGUAACCCUUAAUCGACAUAGAGAUUAGAAUACUUGCUGUUAAGCAGUUCCUUGUAGAUCUUGAGCAUGAAGUAGUAUUGAUUCUAAAUAUGUAACUUUAUUAGGCAAAUGCAGGAGUAGCAAGUUGAUUGCUUCUUAAAUAUAAAAAAGUCUGUUGUGCAUUCGCUAGUCUGAUGGAAACGCAAGAGAAAUAAAAUGCACUGGGACUGGUUUGUCAAGGCAGGAAACGAUGGCCUACAAGACUAGGAGGAAGGUCCAGAGCCGGGGUUUGAAUCUGGCUCUGGCAAGGAGUCAUUGCCAUUUGAUGACCAGCUUAUGUGAAAUAAAGCAGUGGUGGCCACUGUCUAGUUCCUGCUAACAGGGGUUUAUCGUCCCAUCAGCCGGUACCCUGGGACGCGCUCGCCAGCAGGCCAGCAACUGGAUGCACUGUGGAGACUCCCCCUUCCUCGCUGGGGUUGAGGCAUAUGGGCAGGGUGAGCAACUCUGCACUGACACAGCCUAUGCUAUGUUUCUGUGACUGCUAGUUGGUUCAAUCAAACACCACGCAUCGAAUUUACUUGCGACAGGGCGGGGAGAAGCACUGGUGAGACUGCAUGAAAGAUUGGAAGCUUUCCUGGGUGGAGGCAGGUACAAGUUCCAGACCCCUUUGUGCAAUUCGACAACUUCUGCAGUUCAGGCAAUGAACUCCAGAGAUCUUCCCCCAUGAAGUGAGAGAGAAGCAGGUUUUCAUGUUGCAGGACAAUGCAUCACUAUUUACAUGAAUGCUGCAUGCAUGCAUGGGGGCAACUGAUUGAUCAGCAAUAGUUAAUUUUACUUUCCAGAGAAGCCUUAUUCGAGAUGCAACAAUUAUUUUGUAGGACCAGGUAGGGAUAUAUUUUACUUACACAUAGAGAAAGACUUACCUCAGAAAUAACAAUGAAAGGCAGUUCAAUUAAAGGCAGGCUUGCUAGAGACCUAUCGUCGAUCUAGCACUAGCACAAGCAGUCUCCAUUGCAAGCCUAAGCAACGUAUGUGUUUGCAUUUCUGUUCAGUUUGAGACGAGACUCUGGAGAGCAGAAAGAUGCUCGACUUUCAAAAGCUGGAUUUUCAAACCAAAUGACGUGAUGUGCAUAGAGCUUAACCAGGAGAAAAUAAAGCAAAUCCAUUCUUGUAUAUUAGCAUUAGUUUAGACACCAAAAUGGCAAUACUUUUUUAAAGCAAGACAGAUUUGUAAUAUAUUUGUUCACUGUGCUAAGGAACCACCUUGUACAAAAUAAACUGAAUUUCUCUCAA
Messenger RNA from Alligator mississippiensis (American alligator), 6608 nucleotides. RefSeq names its product multiple EGF like domains 11 (gene MEGF11). Gene Ontology annotation, molecular function: protein binding. The transcript has 28 exons. The coding region runs from base 657 to 4091 and encodes 1144 amino acids. Gene Ontology annotation, cellular component: membrane. Lineage: Eukaryota; Metazoa; Chordata; Crocodylia; Alligatoridae. The record is from RefSeq and is a predicted model, not a curated record.